AUGGGUGACAUUAUUCAAAAUAAACAUAAGAAUGAUGACGAUGAAAUUUUUUGCAAUGACCCUUUAUUAAUAAUCGAAUAUAAUCAACCAGGACUAAUAAGUCGAAAUAUCACAGAAGUUAAUGUUGCCAAUGUAAUUAGAGGAACUCAAUUCUACGUUCCUAUCGCAUGCCCAAAUCAACACCUGCAACAAUCAAAUUCUGUAUUCGCAUUUAACAGUAUGCAAGUAUUAGAUGAAGCUAUCAGAGAUUUAUUUAAUAAUUAUAAUAACCUUGUGACAGGGCGAAAUGAUCCUAUUGUUGGACGAGUGUAUUUGUUAGAAUUUUGCAGGGCCAACACAUUUGAAGUUUCUGAAAAAUUUCGUGUGUUUGAUUGA
This is a messenger RNA of Dentiscutata erythropus, 375 nucleotides long. NCBI's taxonomy places the organism in Eukaryota, Fungi, Glomeromycota, Glomeromycetes, Diversisporales, Gigasporaceae. The record is from the annotation of a GenBank genome assembly.